Molecule: messenger RNA, 1611 nt
Organism: Dicrocoelium dendriticum
Lineage: Eukaryota; Metazoa; Platyhelminthes; Trematoda; Plagiorchiida; Dicrocoeliidae
Source: the annotation of a GenBank genome assembly
GUAUUGCAGGAGAACUCCGCUACCUCACCGUGCUCCCGCACUAGUUUGCCAUUUAGCAAUCCUUAUUUUCGGCUCUCAGUGCUCACUAGUCCUCCAUCAUUUUGUUUCCAACAUUCUGACCGUCCAACCAUUACUCUACAGUCUCUGUUCCAUUGGAUCAUUCAUUGUUAGGCAAACGCACUUCGACAUUUUCUACCAUUUCUCGCAAUCUGGGCCCAGGAGAUGAAGUCCAGUUCAGUUCCUUACGUGCGCGAAGUGGACGAAGAUGAAGAGGUGCACAUGCAAGAUAUGUCCAAAGGUUGCGGUGCGUCUUUGGCCUGUGAUCCUCUUCGUGGAUUACAUCGUUAUUUGAUGCUGUUUUUCAUUUGUUUUCUUUCGUUUGGAAGCUAUUUCUGCUACGAUAGCCCCGCUGCUCUGCAAGAUGUAAUCACGCGGGAUAUGGGUUUGACGGCAACGGAAUUCCUGAAUCUUUACGCAUUUUACUCAUGGCCUAAUGUUGUAUUAAGCUUUGUCGGCGGUUUGCUCAUUGAUCGUGUAUUCGGAAUUUCUUUGGGGGCCAUCAUUUUCUCACUGUUUGUUCUGAUCGGUCAUCUAAUCACCGGAGCUGGCGCAUUGGCCAACAGCAUUGGUCUCAUGUAUUUCGCUAGAUUCGUCUUUGGUAUCGGAGGUGAAUCGCUCUCUGUUGCCCAAAACACCUAUACUACUGAGUGGUUUCCUUCCACUGAACUGAAUUUUGUUUUCGGAUUGCAGUUGAGUAUAGCUCGUGUUGGGUCCACGGUCGGCAUGAACACAUUACAGCCGUUGUACCGGAGCAUCGGGGAAAACUUCGGCAUCACAGGCUAUGUACGCCUGGGUGCCACGUUGAUAGUCUCAGCUGUGACUUGUAUCUUUUCUACUGGAUGCGCCCUCAUUCUGGCCUUCUUCACAAAACGAGCCAGACGCAUCCGCGCAGCCCAAAUUGCCUACCUCGCAGCGAAAGAAUCAUCCAGUCGCAAUGUGUCAUCUGAAUCUGAACAGGCUCCUCGUAUCUCUCUGAGAGAUAUUAUCCACUUUCCCUUUGGAAUUUGGCUCAUCUGCUUGAUUUGCGUUACGUACUACAUCACUGUCUUCCCGUUCAUUAGUCUCGGGCUGGUCUUCUUUAAACGCAGAUACUACCUAUCUGUUCAAGACGCUUCCGCCGUCAACAGUCUGGUCUACAUCGUGUCCGCCGUAGCAAGCCCUUUGUUUGGCGCCGCAAUCGAUCUCGUUGGCUGCAAUCUACAUUGGCUCUUGUCUAGUGUAUUGCUCACUCUGAUGUGCCAUUUAUGUUUCGCGUUCGCCAGCUACACCUUGCCACCAAUCAUCAUUAUGAUCAUCAUGGGUUUCGCCUAUUCCAUUCUGGCUAGCAGCCUUUGGCCCCUGGUUACGUAUCUGUUGCCGGUUCACAAACGAGGCACUGCUUACGGUCUCAUCCAAUCUGUCCAGAAUCUUGGAUUGGCGGUCGUGUCUCUUUUCGCUGGCUAUCUGGUUGACCAUAAGCACACAGCCCUGUUUCUCGUCCCAAGCGUACAUCACAAACACCAUGACCAGGCAGAAGCAGAGGCAUAUGAUGAAAAAGAGUUCAAGAACUAG